This is a messenger RNA of Sardina pilchardus (European sardine), 1415 nucleotides long. It is a transcript of the gene galr1b, whose product is annotated as galanin receptor 1b. Gene Ontology annotation, cellular component: plasma membrane. Lineage: Eukaryota; Metazoa; Chordata; Actinopteri; Clupeiformes; Clupeidae. The transcript has 3 exons. Gene Ontology annotation, biological process: G protein-coupled receptor signaling pathway. The coding region runs from base 1 to 1038 and encodes 345 amino acids. Gene Ontology annotation, molecular function: G protein-coupled receptor activity. The record is from RefSeq and is a predicted model, not a curated record.
AUGACACCUUCAAAUGAGACAAUAUUUUGGACAUCGGAAGAACCGGACAACCGAACGACUGGUGACUCUAUCGGCCCUGAAGUGGUAAUUGUGCCGGUCAUAUUUGGAUGUAUAUUCCUUUUAGGCAUUUUUGGCAACACAUUAGUGAUUAUAGUCAUUGGAAGAGUCAAGUCCAGGCGUUCUCGAAGUACCACGAACAUUUUUAUCCUAAAUCUCAGCAUAGCUGAUUUGACAUUUUUAUUAAUUUGUGUCCCUUUUCAAGCAACAAUAUACAGCCUGCCAGAGUGGAUCUUCGGGGCUUUCUUGUGUAAAUUUGUUCACUAUUUCGUGACGGUGAGCAUGCUUGUGAGCAUCUUCACUCUGGUGGCUAUGUCCAUUGACAGAUACAUUGCUGUUGUCCACUCGAAGAAAUCACCAUGCAUUCGCAAUAGAAAGAAUGCCCUCAUUGGAGUCUGUAUCAUUUGGAUGCUUUCUUUCAUCUUUGCCAUACCAGUUGCUCAACAUCAGAUACUUACCGGCCAUCCUGAGGCUCCCAACAGUUCAUUUUGUUGGGAAAUAUGGACCGAAAGUGUCGCCAAACAAACCUACAAAGUGACUAUUUUAGUAAUUGGGUAUCUGUUACCACUGUGUUUGAUCACGUGCUGUUAUACCAAGGUCCUGUAUCAUUUACACAAAAAGAUGAAGAACAUGUCCAAGAAAUCUGAGCGUUCAAAGAGAAAGACAGCUCAAACGGUACUUUUGGUGGUGGCUGCCUUCCUCAUCUGCUGGAUGCCUCACCACAUCAUUGCCAUGUGGGUGGUGUUUGGCAGCUUCCCUCUGAACGACGCAUCCUUCGCCUUCCGCAUCAUCUCCCACUGCCUGGCUUACGGCAACUCCUGCGUAAACCCCAUCCUCUACGCGUUCCUCUCAGAGAACUUCCGCAAGGCCUGCCAACAGGUCUUCACCUGUUACCUGUUCUACCCACCACCGCCAGUGGAGAAGGUGGUGCGUAUUCGGAUGGACAACUUCUCCACCACGCACUCCACAACCAAUAUAUGAGGUGGCAAGACAGCUAUGUACUGUGUGUGAAAAAAUCACAGAGACUCCUGUGUUAAAUUCGGCUGUAUACCAUCCGUUACAAGGCUCAAGAAGAGAAAUGGUACACCAAGACUUUCAACUUUACGUAAGUGGCAGGAAAGGGCCGUAAUGAGAUGGAGGAAGUGGCAUUUCAGCGCUGAUUUUCCAGAUGCAGUUCGUUUGAUUAUUGAAAUCAAUUUAAUUUUCAAAGGAGCAGAGUGCAGAUUGAGCCGCUAAUGCUUUCAGCAGCUUGAAGUAUUCAUUGUGUAGAUAAUUCAUUUAUUCAUCAUGGUGAAUUCUGGAUUUUGGAAGGAGCUUUCUCUUGGAAAACACAUAAAAGAGAGUAUGAUCACUAGAAA